GGAAGUUGAAACUUUCUCUUCCCUCAAUUUGUCACUUGUUUAAUUUAGACCAACUUGCAUAACCUCUAAUUCUCAAAAUCUAUAAAUAACAAAUAUUUCCUUCCAACUGUAACAAAUUCAACAAGAGGUUAAUGUAUAAAUCAAGAGCAAAAUCAUUAAUAUUUGUUCAAGGUAUUUUUAAGUCGGACAGAGAUUGACCUUCGAGUGCAAAGACAGAAGGGAUCUUGACUGCAAGAUCCAGUAUAAGAUGAAGAGGCAAAGUAGUAAGAUGAUAGGAAAUAACUAUGGGGAGAAGAAAAAGGCCAAAAGGGUUGUUGAGAAACAAAGCGAAGAGGUGAAAAUAGAGGAAGAACAGAGGGAAAAAAAUGUUGGAGGAGAUUUUGUGAAGGAGGUGGAGUUGAUGGGUGGAUGUGAUAAUUGGAUUAAUGAAUUGCUUUGUUCAUGGAGUAAUUAUAAUGUUGUGGAUGAGCAAAUGUCAUGGGGAACAUGUUGGUCACCUGUUUGGGACAUGGAGUACUUGGGAGAAGCUUAUAUUAACUUGUACAAUGACGUUUUGUGGGAUGAUGAUGUUUGGGAUUUGAAGUCCAUCAAGGAAGUUCCAAGUCCAUAGAGAAAGGAAAACUCGAAGAAACUAGACAUGUUUGUAUUUUGAUUUUACUAAGUAUAGUUUUAAUGAAUCAUGACAGAUCCUUAUGUUGCUUGAAAUUUUUAAAAAUAUUGUUGGAUUCGUGUGAGAUCUUUCAAAAGUAAUGUAAUUUUUAGAGGAUCUGACACGAACUCAAAAACAUUUUUAAAAAGUCCAAACAACAUAGGUGAUAACGGGUCACAUUGCUACUUACAAUAACCUUUCUAAGUUUAGUUGUAAUAGGUUGAUAAUGCACAUGUAUAGAUGUACAACGUUUUAUGAUUACUCUUAACUAUGAUUAACUAUCAGUCAAAUAAUCUUUUUGUCUUGUUGUUACUAUUUGAUUUCAAUUCAU
This is a messenger RNA of Solanum dulcamara, 980 nucleotides long. RefSeq lists its product as uncharacterized. The transcript has a single exon. Bases 248 to 610 code for a protein of 120 amino acids. Lineage: Eukaryota; Viridiplantae; Streptophyta; Magnoliopsida; Solanales; Solanaceae. The record is from RefSeq and is a predicted model, not a curated record.